AUGGCGGAUGGCAGCGACCUUCGCAUCGUCAUCCAGAAGAUCAGCGGAGAGACGCUGGAGACCACGGCUCGCUCCGAGGACACGGUGGGUGACCUCAAGAGUCGAAUUGCGCAAGAGGUCAAUGUCCCAUCACUUUGUCAGAGGCUGGUCCUACACAGCGUCCCGCAGAAGCUGAUCUUCCAGCGCAGCUUGCCCCACUUCUCCAAAGAGCUCGAGAAGGUUCUGGGGGAGCUGGAGCCAAGGAUGUAUGCGGAGGUGAGAGCUCUGCAACGACCUCCUCCUUCCUGCUUGACUUGCAUCGUGAUGGUUCUGCAGCUGAUGGCGGUCCUCGGCCCUUCCGCCUUCGAGAACUUGGCCCGCUUGGGGAGGGAGCCCUGGAAUGAUGACGACUGGCGAAGUUGCACCUGGAAAGAUUGCAUGAUGAUGACGGGACCGUGGAAUCAUUUCCGACAGAACCUGCAGCGCAUUGCCACACUUCUCUUAGACGUCGGCCUUGAUGAUGCCAAGGUGCAAGCGGCGAGGAGCACCCUUGAAGACCUUGGAGGCCCACAGGCGCCCAUGAAGAUGCAAAAGGUUAGUGUGUUGUGCUAUUGGCUCACCCUCUUCGUCGUCGAAGUCUUAAAAGUCCACGAGGAGUCG
Messenger RNA from Symbiodinium sp. CCMP2456, 639 nucleotides. Lineage: Eukaryota; Dinophyceae; Suessiales; Symbiodiniaceae. The record is from the annotation of a GenBank genome assembly.